Messenger RNA from Elephantulus edwardii (Cape elephant shrew), 4167 nucleotides. RefSeq names its product SH3-domain GRB2-like (endophilin) interacting protein 1 (gene SGIP1). Gene Ontology annotation, cellular component: plasma membrane; cytoplasm; clathrin-coated vesicle. NCBI's taxonomy places the organism in Eukaryota, Metazoa, Chordata, Mammalia, Macroscelidea, Macroscelididae. Gene Ontology annotation, biological process: clathrin coat assembly; clathrin-dependent endocytosis; synaptic vesicle endocytosis. The record is from RefSeq and is a predicted model, not a curated record. The transcript is spliced from 25 exons. Bases 212 to 2707 code for a protein of 831 amino acids.
UCUCUCAGCAUCUUCCUGAGAGCCUGUAGGUGAAGCGGCACCAGCAGUAUCCAUGGCCUGCCGAUGGGGUUAACGUUUGUCUCCUUUGGCUUCAGCAGCUAACAGAGCAGACGUCGAAAGCUGCGUAGUGAGGACUUAAGUGGGACCUGGAAUCGUAUCCUCUUGUGAUUUUUCAGACUCCUUGGAAAUUAAGGAAUGCAAUUCUGCCACCAUGAUGGAAGGAUUGAAGAAACGUACAAGGAAAGCUUUUGGAAUACGGAAGAAAGAAAAAGAUACUGAUUCAACAGGUUCACCAGACAGAGAUGGAAUUCAGCCCAGCCCACAUGAACCACCCUACAAUAGCAAAGCAGAGUGUGCGCGUGAAGGAGGAAAAAAAGUUUCGAAGAAAAGCAAUGGGGCACCAAAUGGAUUUUAUGCAGAGAUUGACUGGGAAAGAUACAAUUCACCUGAGCUGGAUGAAGAAGGAUACAGCAUUAGACCUGAAGAACCUGGCUCUACCAAAGGAAAGCACUUUUAUUCUUCAAGUGAAUCGGAAGAGGAAGAAGAAUCCCACAAGAAAUUUAAUAUCAAGAUAAAGCCAUUGCAAUCAAAAGACAUUCUCAAGAAUGCUGCAACCGUAGAUGAACUGAAGGCAUCAAUAGGCAACAUUGCUCUCUCUCCAUCACCAGUGAGGAAAAGCCCGAGGCGCAGCCCGGGUGCAAUUAAAAGGAACUUAUCCAGUGAAGAAGUUGCAAGACCUAGACGUUCCACACCCACUCCAGAACUUGUAAGCAAAAAGCCUCCAGAUGACACUGUGGCCCUUGCUCCCCUCUUUGGCCCACCAUUAGAAUCAGCUUUUGAUGAACAGAAGACAGAAGGUUUUUUAGAUCAGCCUGAGAUAUGGGGUUCGGGCCAACCAGUUAAUGCAAACAUAGAGUCGCCAAAGUUAACAAGACCAUUUCCCACUGGAACACCUCCACCACUGCCUCCUAAAAAUAUACCAGCCACCCCUCCCCGAACAGGCUCCCCCUUGACAGUUGGACCAGGAAAUGACCCGUCAGCUACAGAGGUCAAAAUUGAAAAGCUACCAUCAAUCAAUGAUUUGGACAGCAUUUUCGGCCCAGUAUUGUCCCCCAAGUCUGUUGCUUUUAAUGCUGAAGAAAAGUGGGUCCAUUUUUCUGACACAUCUCCGGAACAUGUUACUCCAGAGUUGACUCCAAGGGAAAAAGUGAUGUCCCCACCAGCGACAUCAGAAAGCCCAGCGGAGUCCCCAACUCCAGGCCCUCCUGUGUCCCAGAGCCUCCCAGGGCCACCAGGCCCUCCUGGCCCUCUGGGUCCUCCUCGCAAUGUACCAUCGCCACUCAAUCUAGAAGAAGUCCAGAAGAAAGUUGCUGAGCAGACUUUCAUUAAAGAUGAUUACUUAGAAACAAUCUCAUCUCCUAAAGAUUUUGGGUUGGGACAGAGAGCAACUCCACCUCCCCCACCACCACCCACCUACAGGACUGUGGUUUCGUCCCCUGGACCUGGCUCCAGCGGUGGUACGGGGACUGCCAGUGGUGCAUCAUCCCCUGCUCGACCAGCCACUCCCUUGGUUCCGUGCAGCAGCACUACCCCACCUCCACCUCCUCCCCGGCCUCCGUCUCGGCCAAAGCUGCCUCCAGGGAAGCCUGGAGUCGGAGAUGUGUCUAGACCUUUUAGCCCUCCUAUACACUCUUCCAGCCCUCCUCCGAUAGCGCCCCUUGCCCGGGCUGAAAGCACUUCUUCAAUAUCGUCGACCAAUUCCUUGAGUGCAGCCACCACUCCUACAGUUGAGAAUGAACAGCCUUCCCUCGUUUGGUUUGACAGAGGAAAGUUUUAUUUGACUUUUGAAGGUUCUUCCAGAGGACCAAGCCCCCUCACUAUGGGAGCCCAGGACACCCUCCCUGUUGCCGCAGCAUUUACAGAAACAGUCAAUGCCUACUUCAAAGGAGCAGAUCCAAGCAAAUGCAUCGUCAAAAUCACUGGAGAAAUGGUCUUGUCCUUUCCUGCCGGCAUCACCAGACACUUCGCCAACAACCCAUCCCCAGCUGCUCUGACAUUUCGGGUGGUGAAUUUUAGCAGGUUAGAACACGUUCUGCCAAAUCCCCAACUUCUCUGCUGUGAUAAUACCCAAAGUGAUGCCAAUAACAAGGAAUUCUGGGUAAAUAUGCCAAAUUUGAUGACUCAUCUAAAGAAAGUAUCUGAACAAAAACCCCAAGCUACUUAUUAUAAUGUGGACAUGCUCAAAUAUCAGGUAUCUGCCCAGGGUAUUCAGUCCACACCUCUGAACCUGGCAGUGAACUGGCGCUGCGAGCCUGCCAGCACAGACCUACGGAUAGAUUACAAAUACAAUACAGAUGCGAUGACGACGGCUGUGGCCCUCAACAACGUGCAGUUUCUGGUCCCCAUAGAUGGAGGAGUCACCAAGCUUCAGGCUGUGCUCCCUCCAGCAGUCUGGAAUGCUGAACAGCAGAGGAUAUUGUGGAAGAUUCCUGAUAUCUCUCAGAAGUCUGAAAAUGGAGGAGUAGGUUCUUUGUUGGCGAGGUUCCAGUUAUCUGAUGGUCCAAGCAAACCUUCCCCAUUGGUUGUGCAGUUCACAAGUGAAGGAAGCACCCUUUCUGGCUGUGAUAUUGAACUAGUUGGAGCAGGAUAUCGAUUUUCACUCAUCAAGAAAAGAUUUGCUGCAGGAAAGUACUUGGCAGAUAACUAAUAAAAUGUUAUGCAAAGAUUCAGAAGAUUCCUGUAACAGAGGACUGUCAUAUAAGAACCAGGUUUUCCUUUUGGUUUGAUGAAAACAAACCAAAUUCUGCACUUGGGAUAUAGCUGCUGGAAACAUGAAAGACUUUCAGCAAUGGUUUCCCUCAUCCAAUACCAUGACAACCAGUCAUACAGUAUUUACUUCUAGGUGUAAUAUUGUUAAUGGUUUUAAAAUGUAAUUAUUGUAUUUGUAAAUUGUACUCAUUCCAGUAAGACAGUUAGAUACUUGAGUUUUAGCAUUUUACCAUUCCUGAAAUGGAUGUAAUUUAAACUGUGGUAUGUAAAUUUAAUCGUAGUACUGUUGAAUGGCACAAUGCUUACAGAGGUAGAUUGCAUUUUGUCAAUAUAUAAAAUUUAAAUAUAAUAUUGAUAGUUGUCAUAAAGGGGGUGCCACAUACAAAGAAAAUUAAGUGGAACCAGAAAACAAAAUCUUAACAUUUUAUUCAGUCCUUAGUAUGUCUUACUCUAGUGCUAAAUAAAACUUCUAUCUUCAAAUGUUUAGUGGGUUUAAAUUCAGAAACUUUCAGAAAAAAAAUUCUAAGGUUACAGCAUAUUCAAAGAGAAGCAUUACCACUUUUUAAAACGCUUUUUUUUCAACUGCAAAUUUCAUAAAAAUGCAAACUGUGUAAACAGGGCCUCUUAUUUUUAUAACUUGUGUAAAAAGGGAAAGCAAUUCAUAUUUAAAGUUUAAGUAUAUGAAAUUAUAAUCAAGAGAAAAGAAGAUGCUGGAAUCUUAACUACAUCUCCCUUUCUUUACAGCUUAGCAGAUGUGGAGAUUAAUGAAUUAAUAGCCUAAAACCAAAACUGGGAUUUUUAAGAUUUCAAGAUUUCAGUAGCCACACAGGUUAACAAUUUUUGCACCAUCUCUCUUAAUUAAUGGCUAUUCUCAUCCAACACAAAAGAAUAAUACUUCAUGUGUCACUCUUCUCCCAGAGGUCUCAAAAUACUGAAAGCAAGAGUCUCAAGAGAGAAAAAAAAAAUUAGUCCUCUGGUUAGAUACAAUAGGAUAAUUUUAAUUGUCAUCAUUUAUAUAAAUUGAGAGAGAAAACAAAAAACUUUAUUAAUUAAUUCUAUCCACAUGUAUUGUGCAAUAAACUUCAUAUUGGAUAAACAAUAUUUUUUAUUAAUCUCCAUUGUUUCUAAUUGUAAAUCUGCCAUUCUUGGGGAAUCAAGGAAAGAGUUCUUAGAAAAUUAUGUUAUGAUUUCGCUGUUGCAAUGCAAAACAAAAACUGUAAUCACUCUGUCCAUGUCCUUGAAGAGAUGUUCAGAGAGAAGUAUUUCUCCAGGGUCCCAGUUGUGAAACCUUCCUACCUUCACAUCUGGAAACAUUAGUCUUCCUUUAAUCAUGGAACAUAUUAUGAACAUAAACAAAUUCCUGUUUCAGGUUACGCUAUUAAGUAACUGGAUUUCAUU